Molecule: messenger RNA, 2986 nt
Organism: Oncorhynchus nerka (sockeye salmon)
Lineage: Eukaryota; Metazoa; Chordata; Actinopteri; Salmoniformes; Salmonidae
Product: caspase recruitment domain-containing protein 8-like
Exons: 15
Coding region: 90-2651 (853 amino acids)
Biological process (GO): regulation of apoptotic process
Source: RefSeq, a predicted model, not a curated record
GGGCUGCUCAAAACGAAAGGAAACUGUAGCGCUCUGCCAUCGGGCUUCAUUGUUUUCCAGUCGGCUGGCUGCGCCUGGAGUGUCUGAAAAUGGACUCAUCAAAAGGGGUAGCUGCCUCUGAGAAGGAACAGAAGCCAGCAGGGGAGGAGAGUGAAGAGACGUCCAGCGAACCGUCCAGCACCUCUUCUGGAAUGUUGACCCUGUCUGGAGAGAAGUGUCGUAGUGAUGAUGAGGAUCUAGAGACUGAGAUCUCUAGGUGGAAGGGGAAGCUGAAGAGAACGUUGGCUGUUCCAGUUCUGUUGCUGACCACUCUGGUAGAGAUGAACUCAGAUGGGUUGAGGAGAUUUCAGUCUAACCUGACUAGUGGCCAUCCGUUUAGCUUUCCUCCCAUCCCAGAGAGCCAGCUGGAGAACACUGACAGACAGGUCACAGUGGAUCAGAUGGUGAAGAGAUACGACCAUGAGGGAGCUGUAGAGAACACACUGAAGAUCCUGAGGAGGAGGAAUCUGGAUGAUCUGGCAGAGAAGUUAGAGAGAGAUCACACUAGAGUUUCUCCCUCUUUCUCAGGUAUUCCCACUGCCUCAUACAUGUCCUUAUUCCAACCCAGGCCCAAAUCCUCCCUCUCCCCCCUCUACGACGCAAUACACCCCCUUCUCUCCAGCUCCCCCUCCUUCCUGUUGUCACUAACUACUGGUAGCUCAGGACAGCUUAGCUCACAGAGACCCUCCAUGUUGGAUGUUCCAACUGUGCUGCCUACAACUCUGGAGGAGCUCACUGAAGAACAGCUGAAGAUAUUUCAGUCUAGCCUGUCUAGUGACCCAGAGAGUCAGCUGGAGAACACUGACAGACAGGACACAGUGGAUCAGAUGUCAAACAGAGGUUUCCGGAGUGAAAGGUCAAGCUCCCUCCUGCUGCCUUCAUCAUGCUCAUCAUUACAGCCUGUUGAGGAAUCCAUGGGUCAUCUCGCCUUCAACACACUUCUCCAUGCCUCCCACUUUCAUGUCUCACCUACACAACCCAAUGAUCCCAUCUUAGGACAGGCCUUGCCGAUAUCACCCAGCCCUGUGGCUCGCUCUCCCAGUUGUUCCUCAUCAGACACUGGACCAAGUGAAGAAGAGAGAGAAGAACGAGUUUUACCAGCUCAAAGAGUAGUGGCUGACACCGAGAUGGAGGAGUUAACCUGGAUGGAGACAACUGCAACAGUCCAAUCAGCUGAAGAUCCAGUCUCCAACAGUCUGACUCCAACAGUCCAAUCAGCUGAAGAUCCAGUCUCCAACAGUCUGACUCCAACAGUCCAAUCAACUGAAGAUCCAGCCUCCAACAGUCUGACUCCAACAGUCCAAUCAGCUGAAGAUCCAGUCUCCAACAGUCUGACUCCAACAGUCCAAUCAGCUGAAGAUCCAGUCUCCAACAGUCUGACUCCAACAGUCCAAUCAGCUGAAGAUCCAGGGCCCUCAUACAGUUAUGCGAAUAGCCUCACCUCGAGUUGGCAGCCAUCGCUGGAACUUUGUAAUGAAUUUACUCCAGACAUCUUGGAUCAUGAGGGCAACGGAACUUACCGAUUCCAGUGCCCCCAUGCAGGUCUGUUCCAGUGCAGUAUAACAGGCCUGGUGUUCAGGAUGGAGGGAGAAGGAGAGGUGCUCUAUAGGACAGUCCACUGGGACAGGAGGCUUCUAUCUCAGAGAGGCAAGAGACCUGCAGGACCCCUGUUCAUGUUUAGAUGCCUUAAGGGGUCUGUCAGUCAACUACACCUCCCACACUGUCAGAUGCAUUCUGGUGGUGGAUGUGACUUCCUGUCUGUAGCCCAUGUGACUGAUGACAACAUGGAGUUUAUCCCUCCACAUGAGAUAACAGAAACACACAUCAUAAUUAACGUCACUGGAUUCUCUGCUUAUGGCAUCGUCCAUGAAGAAGAUGCUCCCAUCUCCCCUAUCCAGGGGCUUGUGUUGAUAUUCUACCAACCGUUUGUCCCUGAACAGAGGUCCAUCCUGAAUGUGUUGUUGCUUCCCAGUAAUGUUGUGAGAAAAGAGGUGCGGGAGGUGAUUGAAAGGGAUGGAAUUAGAGAAAUUCAAACAACUUCUCAGUGUAAACUAACCCCGAAGCAAGAAUACACCCUCUCCACUUAUUCUGCAGAUGGACAUCGAAUACAACCAAAAGAAGCAGAGUUUGUGAAAUGUGAUUCCUAUGAAAACUACUACUACCCCACAUUUCAGUUGUUCUUACAAACUAUAGUUAAAGAAGUUGAUCUGCUUCUGAAAGAAAAGGAAGGUGAUGAACUUGUAUGGAACAGACUUGUCUGGCUGCCAGCCUCACCAACGGAUGUCCCCUCUACAGUUUCAGCUGUUUCCCCUGCAGCCCCUACUGCCAACCCCUCUACCCCCCCUGGCAGAGCCUUCAUCAGAAGACACAGGAUGUCUCUAGAGACUCGCCUGGGACUCUUACAGCCCAUAUUCCUGCGUCUCCAGGAUCGUGGUGUUCUGAUUCACGAGGAGAGGGAGGAGGUGGUCAGUAAAUCCACCAAGACCCUACAGAACCAAGCCCUGCUGGACAUGGUGGUAAGGAAGGGGUCUCGCGCCCAGGAACACUUCUACCAGGUCCUGAAGGAAGUAGAUCCCUGCCUGGUCGAAGACCUGGAAGAGCAGACAGUCUGAGAGGUAACCAUGGAUACAACAGCAUCAGGAUAUAUAUCACCACAAUACUAAUACAUGCUCUGAAAGAGACAGAGGUAACCAUGGAUACAACCUCAGAAGAUAUCAAAACAUUUAUCAGAGACAGAGAGCAGCACUUUGAGGAGCUACUGUCUACCAGACAACCUACCUGUGUUACUCUGGUACACCGGCUACAGACUACAAGAUCAGGGCUACUGUCUACCAGACAACCUACCUGUGUUACUCUGGUACACCGGCUACAGACUACAAGAUCAGGGCUACUGUCUACCAGACAACCUACCUGUGUUACUCUGGUACACCGGCUACAGACUACAAGA